GGGUUCGAUUUUAUUUGUUUCGUUUCCGGCAAAAAUGUAAACAUAGAUUGCAUGUUCAGUUUGAUUUGUCUGCUGAACACUGUGUUACAAAUAUUGUAACAAAAAUGGUAACACUAGUGUGAAAUGGUGACAGAAAAAUUGUAACAAAAAUGGUAAUACUAGUGUGAAAUGGUGACAGAAAAGAAGAAGACAUCUGUUAUAGGCAAGACUUUACUUGCUGGAGGAAUAGCAGGAUGUUGUGCGAAGACUGUCGUAGCUCCUCUAGACAGAGUGAAAAUUCUGAUGCAGGGACACAACAAGUUCUAUAAAAAUACAGGAGUUUAUACAUCUUUGACAGGAGUGUAUAACAAGGAGGGGUUUUGGGGUCUCUAUAAAGGCAACUAUGUUCAGAUGGUGAGAGUGUUUCCCUAUGCUGCGAUACAGUUUAUGUCAUAUGAACAAUAUAGAGGGAUCUUGCAGACACUGACUCACCAUGACCAUCAUCAUUUGGUACACUUGUGCUCAGGAUCCUUGGCAGGUAUGACUGCCGUGUUAGCAACAUAUCCUCUUGAUGUGAUGAGGGCCAGGAUAGCAUUUCAGUUGAAAGGAGAACAAAUUUACUAUGGAGUGUUUGACACAGUUAGAACUAUAUCACAACAGGAGGGAAAGUGGGCAUUGUUUCGAGGCAUUGUUCCUACACUGCUGGGAAUGGUCCCUUACGGAGGAAUGUCAUUCUACACGUUUGAAACUACAAAAACAUUCCUCCUGGAUAACUUUCCUGAUAUUUUUGGAAGUCCAUGUCCAAAAAAUACAGGUGGACUGGUGCUUAUUUUACCUGCCAAACUUCUGUGUGGGAGUAUAGCUGGAGCAACAGCCCAGUCUAUUGUAUACCCACUAGAUGUUGUGAGAAGGAAGAUACAGUUAUCUACAAUGUUGUGUGAACCUCAUAAAUACACAGAUAAAUCUCUGUGGUCAAUUUUAAAGACAGUAUACUGUGAACAUGGUAUAAAGAAUGGACUAUAUCGUGGAAUUACUAUAAACUAUUUACGUGUAGUGCCAAUGACUGCCGUAUCGUUCUCUGUGUUUGAAACAAUGAAACAGUUACUGGGGCUCGAUACAGGUGUUUCCAGAUGAUACAGGCUUUUUCUAGUCAAUUCAUUCAUCCUAGGAUAGUUAUUGUACAUCAUCAUCAGAAAUUGAAUUCAUUGGAUAUGUUUUACAAACAAAUGUUUUGUAAAAGCUAGAGUAAUUAUGUUAUCAGUGCAUUUAUAGAUCCUCAGUUAUAUCCUGUCAGCACUGAUACACAACUUUAAUUACAACUCAUGUCUGCAGAAUAUAACAAGUAGAGUAUUUUGCUAAAGUUUACUGUUCUCUGCAGCUUAGGAAGUACCGUUGUUUGUUUUAAUAUUAUUUUUUUUUUACCAACUUGAAGAGAUAAACGUGAAAGCAAUGUCAGUAUUUUGAAUUUUUCAGUAUAGUUGACAGAGUUGUUUCAUCUCCGAUAUAUUGUUGUGCAGUUGAGAGAAUUUUCUGUCUACUUUAGUUUUCACUGAAUGGUUUCUAUGUUAUUGAAGGGCAACAUAUAGUAAUCAAACUGCCUGUCUAUUCAUUUUGCUUGAUAGGUGUUACCAUGUUUUAUGCAUGAUACUGAAAUAAAUUUAUAAUUCUAUUGAGGAGAAGUGCAGUGUACAAUCACCAUUUCUGUAGCAGCACCAAACUUGGUGUGUGUGUAAUUUUUAUCAAAACAAAGGUUGGGGUCAUUUUGAUCAAUGUUAAGGCCAUUCUUAUUAAUAAUAAAAUGUUUCUAAUCAUUAUCUUUAGUUUGUGUAGACCUAUUGUCACCAAACUUGGUGUGUAGAUAGACAAAGCUUUUCACUGAUAAGUGUACUUGAAUCCAAUGGAAUAUCUUCUGUGUGAAGUCUGUUGCAUGUUAUAUUUAGUAACAUUUAGUAGCUGUAAAAACAUUUUGUGCUCUUACAAUCCUUUGCUUGUUUGGUGCAUAACUUAAGAACUAUGAAGAGCUAGACUUCAAACUUGUAAUAAUGGUAUAGUACCGGUAAUAAUUUACAAUAAGGAUGAGUGCAUUGAGCACUAGUCAUAACUCUAGCACCAGUAAUACUGGAGAUUUUUUCCUUAUUAUGUCUCCCCCAGGAGACAUAUUGUUUUUGCCCUGUCCGUCCGUCCGUCCGUACGUCACACUUCAUUUCCGAGCAAUAACUGGAGAACCAUUUGACCUAGAACCUUCAAACUUCAUAGGGCUGCUGGAGUAGACGACCCCUAUUGUUUUUGGGGUCACUCCGUCAAAGGUCAAGGACACGGGCCUGAACAUUGAAAACCAUUUCCGAUCAAUAACUAGAGAACCACUUGACCCAGAUUGUUGAAACUUCAUAGGAUGAUUGGUCAUGAAGAGUAGAUGACCCCUAUUGAUUUUGGGGUCACACCGUCAAAGGUCAAGGUCACAGGGGCCUGAACAUUGAAAACCAUUUCCGAUCAAUAACUAGAGAACCACUUGACCCAGAAUGUUGAAACUUCAUAGGAUGAUUGAUCAUGAAGAGUAGAUGACCCCUAUUGAUUUUGGGGUCACUCCGUCAAAGGUCAAGGUCACAGGGGCCUGAACAUUGAAAACCAUUUCCGAUCAAUAACUAGAGAACCACUUGACCCAGAAUGUUGAAACUUCAUAGGAUGAUUGGUCAUGAAGAGUAGAUGACCCCUAUUGAUUUUGGGGUCACUCCGUCAAAGGUCAAGGUCACAGGGGCUUGAACAUUGAAAACCAUUUCCGAUCAAUAACUAGAGAACCACUUGACCCAGAAUGUUGAAACUUCAUAGGAUGAUUGGUCAUAAAGAGUAAUUGACCCCUAUUGAUUUUGGGGUCACUCCGUCAAAGGUCAAGGUCACAGGGGCCUGAACAUGGAAAACCAUUUCCGAUCAAUAACUUGAGUACCACUUGACCCAGAAUGUUGAAACUUCAUAGGAUGAUUGUACAUGCAAAGUAGAUGACCCCUAUCGAUUUUGGGGUCACUCCAUCAAAGGUCAAGGUCACAGGGGCCUGAACAUUGAAAACCAUUUCCGAUCAAUAACUUGAGAACCACUUGACCCAGAAUGUUGAAACUUAAUAGGAUGAUUGGUCAUGCAGAGUAGAUGACCCCUAACGAUUUUAGGGUCACUCUGUUAAAGGUCAAGGCCACAGGGGCCUGAACAUGGAAAACCAUUUCCAGUCAAUAACUAGAGAACCUCUCGACCCAGAAUGUUGAAACUUCAUAGGAUGAUUGUCAUGCAGAGUAAAUGACCCCUAUUGUUUUUGGGGUCACUCCGUUAAAGGUCAAGGUCACAGGGGCCUGAACAUUGAUAACCAGUUCCGAUCAGUAACUUGAGAACCACUUAACCCAGAAUGUUCAAACUUCAUAGGAUGAUUGAACAUGCAGAGUAGAUGACCCCUAUUGAUUUUGGGGUCAGUCUAUAAAAGGUCAAGGUCACAGUGGCCUGUACAUGUAAAAUCAUUUUUUGGAAAUAACUUGAGAACCACUUGACCUACAAUGUUGAAACUUAAUAGGAUGAUUGGACAUGCAGAAUAGAUGACCCCUAUUUAUUUUGAGGUCACUUAAUCAAAGGUCAAGGUCACAGGAGCCUGAACAGUGACUUGAGAACCACUAGGCCAAGAGUGUUGAAAUUUAGCGGGAUGACUGGACAUGCCAAGUAGAUGAUCCCUAUUGCAGCCAACCAUCAGUGUCUCUUUGACUUUCGCUCCUGACCCCUAUUGAGUUCUUGCCUAUAGGACUUUGCAUUGGGGGAGACAUGCGCUUUUUUACAAAAGCAUUUUCUAGUUCAUUUAUUUUCUCAGUUAUUAUAGAAAAUGAUAAUAAAUUGUCUUUGAGGUCAGUAGGUCAAAGGUCAAGGUCACAUUGACCCCGAACAGUUAAACGGUUUCGGAUUAUAACUUGAGAAUGCUCGGGCCUAGGAUCAUAAACUUUGGUACACAGGUGUAACAUUAUGAAAUACAGGUCAAGUUUGACUUUGAGGUCAGUAGAUAAAGGAUCAAAGUCAAAAUGACCCAGAACAUAUCAACAGUUUCCGAAUGAUAACUUGAGAGUGCUUAGGCCUAGGAUCAUGAAAGUUGAUAGGGAGGUUGGUCAUGAUCAGCAAAUGACCCUUAUUGAUUUUGUGAUCAGUAGGUCAAACGUCAAGGUCACAGUGACCCAGAACAGGUAAACCGUUUCCGGAUGAUAACUUGAGAACGCUUGGGCCUAGGAUCAUGAAAGUUGAUGGGAAAGUUGGCCAUGACCAGCAGAUGACCUCUAUUGAUGUCAAGCUCAGAGUGACCCGGAACAGUUCAAUCGUUUCCGGACAAUAACUUGAGAACGCUUGGACCUAGGAUCACGAAACUGAAUAGGGAGGUUGAUCAUGACCAGCAGAUGACCCCUAAUGAUUAUGAGAUCAGUAGGCCAAAGAUCAAGGUCACAGUGACCCGGAACAGUAAAACCAUUUCCGGAUGAUAACUUGAGAACGCAUUGGCCCAGGGUCAUAAAAGUUGAUAGGAAGGUUGGCCAUGACCAGCAGAUGACACCUAUUGAUUUUGAGGUCAAAGGUCAAGGUCAAAGUGUCUCGGAACAGUUAAAUCAUUUCCUGAUGAUAACUAGAGAACGCUUUGGCCUAGGAUCACGAAACUUAAUAGGGAGGUUGAUCAUGACCAGUAGAUGAACUCUAUUGAUUCUGAGGUUAGACUUUGACAUUGGCUUACUUCUGUGACAAGGUACUGUGACAAGGUACUGUGGGGGUAUUAUAUAUCAUCACUCCUAUGACAGCUCUAGUUAAGAGUAUAGAAUAAUUAGAAGAGGUGCACUGCAUAAAACCAUAACUAUACCACAAAUACAUUUUGAAUUAUCUUGCUAAAAGUAAGUUAAUUUUUUCUUUUCCAGAUAUAUAUUAAAAAAUCCAUUUUAACUGGGUUGGCUGAAGCAUUGGUCUACAGUACCUCUUUAAAUGGGGGAAAUUUGAAGGUAAUAGACAGGCAGCUGUUCAAAUGUUGGUUGGGGACUUAAUUAUUUUGGUAUGAAAGAAGUAAGAUUUGGGUCAGUGAAGUCAAGGUCACUUUUACUAUAUGCAAGUUUUUGUCAUUGAUGUCACCAGUUCUGGUGUAUAGCAAACUUAUAUAAAUACCUAACCUGGAACUUACUUGGGCCACUGAGGUUAAAGCCAAGCUCAUUGAUAAAAAAAUCCAUUUAAUUCUAGACAGAAAUGUGAUAUUGCAAUAAAACUUGGUUGUUGGUAGCUUACACAAAAAUUAAGAUUCUGUUGAAACCACUAGGCAGUAGGGGAAAGCCUUUUGAAUAAAACAAGUCAAAAAAGCAAAAAAGAAUGAUUUUACUUCCCAAUCUGGAAUCAGGCUCCUAUUACUAUGUUUACUAUCAAGAAGAAGUGGAAAACCCAGUGGUUGACUUCCAGAACAGAAAGUUUCCCCUACUGAUACGUAAUGUUCAAUUUUGAUAUGCAGCAGGUCUAUUCAGUAUGACAGAUACACUGAGGUGUGUAUGUCCAUUUACAGUGAAAGCUCUUGUUUUUACUAUUUUGUUUUAAUAUGUGAUUAUAUUCAGAGCAUAAUUGUGUAAUUCCAUGUAAAUAGACACUUAUUUAUUUUACCAGUACAUUUUUGUAUAUAUGUAGAUUUUUGGCAGAUUUCUUCUCUUGUUGAUACAUGCAGGGGUGUUUUUCAUCAAACGGCUACAUGUUAUAUUUGUUAUAGAAUUUUUAGUCUGUUUUAUUUGCAAUUUCAUUAAAACAUUAAAAACUGACAUACAUAGCAAAAUCAUAGAAAUAAAUCCUACACAUAAUCAAAGCAGGAAAUAUGGAUAUAUUUUGUCCAAUAUUGGACUAUUUUCCUUCUUGAAAAUGAGGUAAGGACAUCAGAGAAGCAUUUCAGACACUUAAAGACAUAUAAAUGACAUCAGGAUGAAUAUGAAACCGAACAAGAAGUUGUAAUAGAAGGACAGUUACAUAUUUAGUGUGAUGUACAGAAUAAAACUGAAUUGAUAACUAAUUUUUAGCUUGACUAUACCAAGUAUAUAGAGAGCUAUCCUACUAGACCUAACAUCGGUGGUGGCGUCCACACCUUUGUUAAAAGUUUUGAAGCACUUUCUCUUUAUCUCUGUAAAUACUUGACUGAUUUGUUUCAAACUUAAAGUAGUUUUUCCUCAUCAUCGCCUACAUCAAAUGACACAAGGGCCAUAACGCUGGCACAAAUAUUUCUUGAAGUAUUCCCCUUUUCUACUUAGAAUUUCCGUUUAAAAUUUUGAUGCACCAUCACCUUUAAAUAAUUAUUUCUCAUCAUCACCCACAUCGUAUGACAAAAGGGCCAUCAAUAUGGCAUCAAUAUUUCAUGAAUUAUGGCCCCUUUUUACUUAAGAUUUUAAUUUUGACUUUAAUUAUAUCAUUGUUAUUUCUGAAUGGAUUUGAUUCAAACUUUCACAUUAUCACCCAUAUCAUAAGUCUGUAACACUGGCUACAAUUUUUCAUGAAUUAUGACCACCUUUUAGCUCACCUGAACUUAGUUCAGGGUAAGCUAUUUAAGUCUAGGUGGCUGGUCUAUCGUACUGCUUCCUGCAUCAACACUUUUACUUAAAAAUCUUCUCCUCUGAAACUACUGGUCAGAAUUACACCAAACUUGGUCAGUAGCAUCCUGGCAUGAACCUCUAUCAAAUUUUUUCAAAGGAUUCAACUUGGCCCCUUUUAGGGGCAGCCAGAGCUAAAAAUAAAAUAACCUUUAAAGAACUUUUUCUUGUGAACUGCUUGAUGGAUCCUCAUCAAACUUUGGAAGUUGCAUCAUUAUAAGGUCCUCUCCCAAUUUUGUUCAAAUGGGGGCACUUGGCCCCUUUUUGGGGCGACUAGAUGAUAAAAAUAGAAAUACAUUUAAACAACUUGUUCUCAUGAACUGCUAGAUGGAUCUUCAUCAAACUUGGUGUGUAGCAUUGUUAUAAGGUCCUCUCCCAAUUUUAUUCUAAUGGGGAUGAUUGGCCCCUUUUAGGGGCUACCAGAGCUAAAAUUAGAAAUGCCUUUAAAUGACUAAUUUUCAUGAACCACUCUAUGGACCUUCAUCAAACUUUAUUUGUAGCAUCAUUAUAAGUCUGGAACUUAAAAUAGAAAUACCUUUAAAGACUUCUUCACAUGAACCACAUGAUGGAUCUUCAUCAAACUUGGCCUAUAGCAUCAUUAAAAGGUCCUCUCCCAAUUUUGUUCAAACAGGUCACUUAGCUCCUUUUAGGUGACAGUAGGUAGAGCUGAAAUUAGAAAUACUUUUAAACGACUUCUUCUUAUGAACAGCUUCAUGGACCUUCAUCAAACUUUGUCUGUAGGAUAAUUAUAAAGUCCACGCUCAGAUAUAUUCAAUGGGGGUAGUUGGCCCCAUUUAUGGGCCGUUAGGGCUAAAAUUAAAAUUACCUUUUCACGACUACUUCUCACGAUUAGCUCAAUUGAUCUUCAUCAAAUUUGAUCUGUAGCAUCAUUAUAAAAUCCUCUUUAAAAUUUGUUACCCACCGUCGAAGGCAGAGGGAUAUGGUUUUGGCGUUGUCUGUUCGUCCUUCCGUCUGAACUUACAUUUGCGUACUUAGAUGGCUAUAGGAACAAUAGGUAAAUGCACUUUUUCUUUGAUGUCAUUCAUUCUGUAAGCUUUCAUGUGGCUAUUUUUCUUUUACGUGGCUAAAGGAACAAUAGAGAGAACAAAAGAGUAGCCACAUAAAUACCCGUAUGUAGGAACUUCCAUCUGUCCGGAGCCAUAUCUAGGAAAUGGUUGGAUAUAUUUAAAUAAAACUUCAUAUACAUGUUUACCACUAUAGGGAAAUAUGGCCCAUCAAGUUUCAGUCAGAUAGCCCAAGUAACACCAGAGUUAUGGCCCUUAGUGUUAACUAUAUAAGGUACUGUAAGUAUGGCAAUUUCUGCUUCAUAACUUAUGACAUAUUUGACCUAGAACUAUGAAACUUAAAUUGAAUUUUGAUCAUAAUGUGGUAGCACACACACACUUUUGUCAAGAUCUCUAUUAGUAACUUUAGAGUUAUUGCCCUUUAAUUGUUCGGUAGAAUUUCAUUAAACUUCUUUCAUUCACCUUCCCCCAUUUCAUUGUUGUAACUAAAAUAAAAAUAGAAAUACCUUUAAAUAACUUCUUCUUAUGAACUGCUUGAUGGUUCUUCAUCAAACCUUGUCUGGAGCAUCAUUAUAAGAUCCUUUACCAUGUUUGUUCAGUUAGGGGCACAUGGCCCCAUUUUGGCACCACUAGAGCUUAAAAUAGAAAUAUCUUUAAAGUACUUCUUCUCAUGAACCGCUUGAUGGAUCUUCAUCAAACUUGGUUUGUAACAUCAUUAUAAGGUCUUAUGCCAGAUUUGUUUUAGGGGCCGUUAGAGUUAAAAUAAAAAUACCUUUAAAUGAUUUCUUCUGAUGGUUAUGUGUUUUUGGUGUGUGACAGUGAAAUAUAGAAUAAAACUUUAAAUAACUUUUGUUUUAAUGAACAUCAUAAAGGAUUUUCUCCAAACCAAGUUAAAAUCAAAGUCAGAUGGUUAAGAUUUUCUUCAGGUGAGUGACUUAGGUCCAUUUGGGCCUCUUUUUACUUAUUUCAGGUUAAAAUUUAGAUGCACUUUCUCUCUAGCUCUGUUAUUACUUAGUGAAUUUGAUUCAGACAUAAAGCAGUUGUUCCACAUCAUCACCCACAUCAUAUGAUGCAAGGGCCAAAACUAUCACACCAACAUUCCAUUAAUUGUCCCCCCUUUUUACUAAAAAUUUCAGAUUAUAUGUAGAUGCACUUGCACUUUAGCUCUGUUAUUAAUAAAUGGAUUUGAUUCAUUAUCACCCGCAUCAUAUGACACAAGGGCCAUAACUCUUGCACUAAUAUUUCUUGAAUUAUGCCCCCUUUUUUACUUAGAAUUCAGGUUAAUGUUGAUGCAAUUUCACUAAAUCUUUGUUAGUACUUAAUGGAUUUGAUUCAAACUUAAGUGUUCUUCCACAUCUUUGUCCUAAUCAUAUGACAUAGCUCUGGCAUAAAUAUUUUAUUUUAAUUAUGUCCCCCUUAUACUUACAAUUUCAGUUUAAUUUUGAUGCUUUUGCACCAUCUCUUGAUUCAAGCUUAAAUGGUUAUUCCACUCCAUCACUCGCUUCAUAUGACACAAUGUCGGUAACUCUGGCACCAAUAUUUUAAGAAUUAUACCCACUUUUUACUUAGAAGUUUAGGUUAAAGUUGUGACACACUUUCGUUCUCUCUCAGCUAUUACUAAGUGCCACAUGAUAUGACACAUGGUGCAUUACUCUUGCAGAAAUAUUCCAUGAAUUUUGUCUGGUUUUGAUACACUUCCGCUCCAUCUUUGUUAUUAUUAAAUACAUUUGACUCAAUAUCUUCAUCUAUUUUUGAGUCAUUAAACACUACAUGUGAUAGCUCCCACUUUUUCAAAUGUGCCCUUUUUCACUAUCCAUCAUGGAAAUAGUCCAGCUUGCUGUCUCUUUUGACAGCUCUUGUUUAUCCUUUAUUUCUCUGGUAGAAGAGGAAGAUACCGUCAAACAAAGUAUGCCUUUGUUUAUAAACACAAGACCAGAGUUAUGGCCCUUGAAUAUGUAAAAAAUAUGCAUGGAAGGACUUUUAAGUUUGUGUCAUACAUAUCUCAAAAAGUAUUUGACCUGAAGGCAGGAAACUUUAUAGGAAUAUUCUUCAGAAUGUGAGGUUUUGCCCCUGGAGUUUUUAGCUGUAGCACCCCUAAACGAGGUCAAGAGGAACUUGGUCUUUAGCAUCAUUACAAGGUUUCGAUCCAAAUUUAUUCAAAUGGGGCACUUUUCCCAUUUUAGGGGCCCUUAGAGCUAAAAAUAGCACAACCUUUAAACAACUUCUUCUCAUGAACCACUUGAUGGAUCCUCAUCAGACUUCAUGAAAGACUUCAUAUUGAAUUUAUUAAACAUGUUGAAUGAAAUAAUUAAACGGGUAGGCUUUCAAUAAGUUUGAUAAAUUCAGUGUGGAAUGGCACAAAUGCAGUCUUCUUAUCACUUGUUACUUUGUCGUGCUGAAACAUCAAAAUUUCUUCUUUCUUUGCCAAUUAUAGACCAAGUCAUUUCCACCAACACUUCCUAUACUUAAAACAAAGUCAGUGUCAAAGCUUUAUUAACACUAGUUUAAUACCAAAAUUAUGUAGUGACUUUAUUGUCAAAGGUGAUAAAAUGCUUGAAGAGUUGUUACCUCCCUUCGACCAGCAAAAUAUCCAGCGUUGUUAAUUAACACUCUUCGUAAAUAUUUUACGAGAUUAUUGUGAAGGUUAAACCCAUUAAAAAGCCUGAAAGUAGUGCAGUAUUUUCAAUUAAAUUUGAUGGCCAUAUGUUAUUUAGAUGAAAAGAAAUUUUAGACAUGCAUUCAACAAAGAUCUUCAUAAUGUUUAUAAAUCUUUACCUGUAUAUCUUGUAGAGCUUUUGAUGUUAGGUACUAUGUCAUAAGUUUUGACAGACACCUUUAAAACUUGUCAAUUUCAAUCUGUUUUCAAACUCCACACUUAGGCCUAAGUGAUUUAUAAGCCAGAGAAUUACCUGGGGCCUUUUGAUCUGGUAAAAUGAAUACCAUAAAUUGAGUGAUUUCAGCAGAGAACAUAAAUACCCUCUAGUGACUUUAUUCAAUAAACUGACAUAUUUUUUGUAGUUAGGAAGUGGCCUGAAGUUAAUUCAGGCCUUAACCCUUAUCCUGCUAAAUUUCUAAAAUGAACUUGUCUGUCUUUCAAUUUGGACAGUACCAUUAACUGUAAAAAGGGAUGCUUACCAAAAAUAUACUGACUGAAUGGCAAACAGUGCAGAUCAUGAUCAGACUGCAUGCAUGUGCAGGCUGAUCAUGAUCUACAUUAGUCGCAAAGGCAGAAUUAAUCGUGUCCAGCAUAAUAAGGGUUAAGGUUAAAUUGUUUUCUCUUUUCUAGCACUGCUUCAUUGUUGAUAAUAGAGAAUUUGCAAAAUUAGUUUGAAUGUAUUCUUGAUUUUAUGCAAGUUUAUGAAAUAUGUAUUAAUGUUAGGUUUACAAAGCAAGAACCUCACACAGAAAUUGUAUAGACAGAUUGAAAAUAAAAACAUCUAACUAUAA
Messenger RNA from Mercenaria mercenaria, 11053 nucleotides. RefSeq names its product solute carrier family 25 member 16-like. Gene Ontology annotation, biological process: transmembrane transport. Gene Ontology annotation, cellular component: mitochondrial inner membrane. The record is from RefSeq and is a predicted model, not a curated record. Lineage: Eukaryota; Metazoa; Mollusca; Bivalvia; Venerida; Veneridae. The transcript has 9 exons. Bases 169 to 1113 code for a protein of 314 amino acids.